CGAGACACGAUACGUAGGCCGGGAACUGACAAACAAUUCUCGGAAUUAGAAUAUAGAAUUCAUUGUUGAGUGUUUGAAGUACAUUAUGGCGACGCAGCGUCAGGGUGAAAUCAAUAGACCAUCUUUUCUAAUAAAAGACAUUUUAUUUGGGAACGUUGGAAAAGAUGUGUCGGGCGAUACAGAUACUGAUGAGAAAAACAUUGAACAUCACAUAUCGGAGGAAAAACCUGCAAAGCUAGCAGCCGAUACGACGGAAUUAGAGAAAUGCCAAGGUGGAGGGAAUGCUAGACUCGAUAAACAGUAUUCAAGUAGGCCAAGAAAAACGAGAAAAGCCAGGACAGCUUUCACGGACAGUCAGCUGAAUGCCUUGGAGAGACAUUUUGAGAGACAAAAGUAUCUCAGUGUACAAGAUAGGCAAGAAAUGGCAAAACGACUAAAACUGUCUGAUACACAAGUGAAGACAUGGUACCAAAACAGGAGAACAAAAUGGAAACGACAAACAGCAGUUGGCUUAGAAUUAUUGGCCGAAUCUGGGAACUUACUGUCGCUAGAACGUUUUAUGGGACGACCUUCGGCGUACACAUGCGACCCAAUGGCCCAACAUGCAUAUGCAGCAGCAAUGCUUGGGUCUCCGGGAUAUAUCACUAGCUGCCCCGCUUCGUGCCCGACAGGCAAGACAAAUGAGUUCGCCACUUCACCGGUAUUACAUAACAACGAUCACUCUGAAACAAAACCUAGUUUGGAAAAGAAGGAGAGGCGGAAGAGAACAUCCUUCACUCAACUACAGCUGCAAUGUCUCGAACGUAAAUUCCACUGCCAGAAAUAUUUGACUGUGUCGGAUCGAUCUGAGGUCUCGGAAAAAUUAUCUCUGAGCGAGACCCAGGUGAAAACUUGGUAUCAAAAUAGAAGAACAAAGUGGAAGCGGCAAACAACGCCUCAAACUCGAGCUGAAGAACUCAGAAACCACGUUUGCGAUGACGAGAGAUGCCCAGCUGUCCGGAGAAUGGUGACCUACCCUAGACAUUUCUGCCAGAGAUGUACUGUUCUCACAGAAGCGGAUAUCAGGCGGGAUAGGAGCAUUUCACAACUGGAGAAGUUUUACGCCAGGCACCUGAAUGUUUGAGUCCAAAUGAAAGUACCCAUGAAUCUCCCUAAUGAUACAUUCUUGGACAUGUAUGCACGUCCGAAAUUGAGUGACCAUUAUAAUGGAUUUGAAACCGUUAUGCGACAAAUUUCAGAAAAUGUGUCUUAGACGAGUGUAGUCGUCCUCGAGUUUCUCAAUUUUACCUUUUGGCGAGAUUUAUCGUCAAGCUCAAGCCCCGUACGAGACAUUACACAACAAAUAGAAGUACAAAUGAUAAAAGAGCUUUAGGUGCAUGAGCUCUGGCAUCACUCGUUAGAAAACUCUAAGAAACAGUCCAGAUGAAGUACCACUCUACAACCUACAAGUCUUAUGGGUCACUCAUAGUCCAGUUCUGAAGUGGACUAAUUAGUCUAACUGUCUAUUUUUGUCAAAUCAAGUGGAUUAAAAAGUAAAACAUAAAACCUUUGUACGUCUGAUCUAAACUAUUGUACUCUGGUUACACUACAUGUAAAAUUAAUUAUCUUCAUAUCUUUUGACCAGGGACUUAAAUGACA
Molecule: messenger RNA, 1638 nt
Organism: Owenia fusiformis
Lineage: Eukaryota; Metazoa; Annelida; Polychaeta; Sabellida; Oweniidae
Source: the annotation of a GenBank genome assembly